CUCUGGACGGCCAGCAACGAGUGACGUCCGAUUGAGUAAUUGCAUCAACCAAGAUGAACGUAUUUGUUUUGAUUGCGCUCCUCUGCGUCUUCCUUGGGGCCAGCCUCGGGAAAGAAACCACAAGAAGCCCUCAGCCUGAUGUCAACAACAUUGAAUACGCUGAUCAUGGAUUCUACAGGAGUUCUUUCAUUGGAAACGACGAGUACUUCGACAAGCAUUGGAACAGUCUUUGCGGCUAUUUCCCGCUCAUAGUCACCAAGGACAGUGGACUCGAUCCCCCCUUCCACCUUAAAUUCAACUUCACUUUCUUCGGCCGGAGCUAUUCGCAAGUCCACGUGUCGCCGCACGGCUUCCUCAGCAUCGGCAAGGAUCGACUGGCUAACCCCGCCGCCACGCAGUAUGCAGCACCCCUUAUGGCCCCCUUCGAGGGUCCAAGGAGAUACUACAUUUGCAACGGAGAAAAGAAGUUCACCGCCGUGUGGCUGGACAUGGCUACCCCGGAUGAUCCGAACACCCAGUUUUUAUUUGCAAUCACUCUCUACGACAACGAUGACAUUGCUUUUUCUUACAAAGAGGUUCCCAAGCCAAUUAAAUCUAUUGCAACAUCACCAGUCAAAGUUGGACUCAGCGACGCGUUUACCGCCUACUUCGAGAAUCCCAAGUCCGACGAUUCUUCAGACACAACGUACAACAGCAUUUCCUUCAUUAACUACGACAUCAAGAACAAGACUGUCAUCAAACUGGAACGGCUUCCAACUUGCAGUGAUCACUCCAACUGCCGAAGCUGCGUCAGUGCUGACUCUAACUUGAACUGCGUGUGGUGUGCAUUAUUGCAGAGGUGUGGGGCGUUUGACUCAAAUCUCAACCCAUGGUAUAAAUGGGUGUGUCAACGUUACACCAUCCAGAAACCAUCGCAGUGCCACACAGAGCAUUUUUUGCUAUCCAAGGUGGACAACUCCAUCGACUGGGCCAAAUAACAAAUCCUCUCUUAUCAGUUCACCCGUAACUUACCUCCGUAUUUUUAGACGAUCCCUUAGCAAAGAAUUAGUGCACGUCAAAUUGUUCCAUUAUUUUAUUUUAGUCGGUAAAUCAAUUAGAUCACUAUUGGGAAGUUCAAACAGGAAAUAAAUUAAAUUAAAAAUAGUUUUCAUUGCACCAUUUGUUCAGCUUCUUUUUACUUUAAUUUUGUUGUUGUCAUCAGUUGCUACAGCUAUAUACCAAAUACCUACUAAGAAUAAUGGGGGUGCACUAGCAUGUAAGCCGCCGUCUCUCUCGAUGUGAGAAGAAGUAAGGAAGCGAAUGUCUAUUAUUAAACUACCGGACAUUGACUUUUUUAAUUCGAAAUACUCACUAUUUAGAGUGAAAGUCGUCUUACAAGCCAGUGUUUUAUAGCGUUAUUUAAUUAUAAGUUUCUUUUAUUGUAACAGCAAAAAAAAUACUAACAUAAUUGUUUUGGUAUAUUUUGAAAUGUGAUUCUAAAACUGCCCAUUUUUUUGUAAUAUUAAUUUUGCUUUCGUUCUAAUAAAAUUAUUAUAAUUGCUGUUACAACUACUUGUCGAUAGAGGGCGCUACUUCACCUGUUUUAUAUCUGUGUUUUAUGUUUAAAAUUUGUGUACUCUGUGUAUUCCUUAAUAUUUGUCAAAUGGGCUAAAUUAAACUCAUUAGGUCAUUCUAUUAAUGAUUUAUUAAAACAAUUAGGUACCUGAAUGUAAUACUAAUGCUAAUCUUAAUUUUAAAAUUUCAUUUUGUUAUUAUUAUGAAUAUUAAUUGUAUGUAUCAUUUCUUGAUUAUGAUUUUCGAAUAAAUGAGUCUAAAUUCUGUCUGUUCUAUUAUUUUAAGUUUAACUACUUAGGCUGAGCUGCACCACCUAACUUUAACGGUAACUAUAACGAUAACCGGUGCUUUUUGUAUGGAGUUUGACAGAUUUUUGACGUUUGUCAAAGUUAAAGUAAGAUGGUGCAACAACUCAGCCACAUAGGUAGUAAGGUUAGUGCUGCUGGUAGUAAAAUUACAUCAAUAUUUAUU
Molecule: messenger RNA, 2025 nt
Organism: Ostrinia furnacalis (Asian corn borer)
Lineage: Eukaryota; Metazoa; Arthropoda; Insecta; Lepidoptera; Crambidae
Product: plexin domain-containing protein 1-like
Exons: 8
Coding region: 54-977 (307 amino acids)
Source: RefSeq, a predicted model, not a curated record